Messenger RNA from Patiria miniata (bat star), 3337 nucleotides. RefSeq lists its product as uncharacterized. Lineage: Eukaryota; Metazoa; Echinodermata; Asteroidea; Valvatida; Asterinidae. The transcript has 5 exons. The coding region runs from base 936 to 1706 and encodes 256 amino acids. The record is from RefSeq and is a predicted model, not a curated record. Gene Ontology annotation, molecular function: protein binding.
UAAAAGACGCCCAGAAGACAGCGCGGCGUUGGAUUAAAAUAUACGGGGCCGAUAACUGGAAGGAGAGCGGGCAAGGUUUCGCGUUAAUGGGAUGCGGUGAAGUUGUAGACACAUGAGAACACAUUUAAGGCGCUGUGACCGCAGCGUAUGUGCAUCAUGUGAACGGUUCAAAGCCAUCGAGAUGCUGAAGGCAAUUUCAUCGACGUAAGACGCUUUGCAGGAGUCGAGUAAUAACGGGAGCAUAAGGAAUACCGGAUAUCAGUUUACUUGAAGCUGAGCCUAUUAAAACACGGUGAGCCGUACGCAAUCGUUCACUCGGAUUUUUUUUAUUACUAGGGAAGCACUCAGAAUUCAUAGGGCUGCAUUAUGAAUGCACAGUGAACAGCGAUGCAGUAGGGGAGCACUCUCGGUCGUGUGUUUAUGGCACAGUUGCAUUUUUCUGGUAAACAACCGUGUUCUCGUAAACCACAUACGAUGCCCAGUUUUGCUGCGGGAACAAUGUAGCGACUGAAGUUUCACGUUACGUGCGUGCAUUGCACCGAGGAUAUUCGAGCACAUCGGAUGCCGAGCAACGGGUCCGAUAUAUGCCCGUGCGGGUCAACUUGCUUUCCUAGUACUAGUACAUAUAUACAUAUACAUAGCACAGACGUGAACAGUGAGCAGUUUUGAAUGCUGUCUCGACAAACAAUUCCACGAUCGCAGUUCCAUCUCCCGUCUCGGCCAGCGAAGUGUGAUCUUCAUUAUGAUGGAGCCCAGACAAGCGGCAGCUCCUUGGAAUAUCCAAUAAGUUUAUAGAGCGUCUCUGGAGACCGCACGGCGCUGAAUUAUUAGUGGUCUGCAACGAACAAAAAAAAACCCGAUUCGGAUAACAACAGUGGUUUACGGGCAUCACUGCGAGACUAGAACUUGACAUUCGCCGAUUGAGUAAACUCAAGAUGGAGACCACAUUGUGCUGCGGAGGCAGCUUAAUGUCUUCGAUUUCAAGAUGGAGUAGUGCCAUUUCCUUCCUUAUCCUCAUCGUGUUGACUGCCGUGGGGGAAGGUACCUCACCGAAACAAUUCACCAUGCCAGGAGAGACGUGUGGCUACAUCGUCGACAACGGCGAUCAGUUCAAGGUGGUUUCGCAGCAGAUUCAACUUGGAGACGAACCGGAACAGACAUCGUACCUCGCCAACGUCAGUUGCACCAUCACCUUCCGUACCCAACGGGGCAAGCGGAACUUCUUGAGACUCUCCAGUUUUGAGGUCGAGACGUCCAGAUUUUGCUCAAGGGACGGUCUUUACUUAUACGACGGCGGAAGGGAGGCGACCGACAAGCUACUGUCGGCCAACAAGCACGCCCUCUGCGGCACCACGCUGUCCCUGCCCAAUUAUUUCGUCUCUACAGGUCACGAGGUCACGCUCAAGUUCGUCACGGACGGGAGUAACAACUCUUUCCGCGGCUUUACGGUGCUCAUCACGCCAUUUGCGGAGAACGAGGACUGCGACGGGUUCAUCUGUCACAUGACCAAGCGGUGCAUCACCAAGGAAGCCUCGUGUAAUAAGGAAUACCAGUGCGAAGAUGGUUCAGACGAACCACCAAACUGCCACCUUCGAAACGCAGGUUUCCGACCUAGCUCUACGUGGUGCAGUUGGCCACUUCUCUUAUCAAGCUGUUUCAUGGUUGCGUGCCAGUGGAUGCUAACCGGCACCAGACCAAUUCCAUGAAUGUGUCAUCACACGAGGCCUAUCAGCAACACGGUCUCGACGUAGUCUCCUUAAUAAAAACAAGCAGAGUUGCUUUUCACGCGGGACAUUUUUCUCGAUGUUUCCACGAGAAUGUUUCAGACUGCAACUUGUCCAUUGAAGGCCAAUGGAUGCAGUUGAUGAGGAAGCUGCUGAUUGAGAUAAAGAGGCUGAAUGUAUGAUUUAUUGAAGAUGUUGAAAUCGCGAUCCUAUAUACGAUAGAUAUGAUUUCCCAGCCGCAUAGACUUGUUUUCUAUAAUAAACCAAAUCGGUAUUCCAACUGCGCUCGUGUUUAUAAACAAGAGUUUUCCGACAAAACGCUUGUUCUUGUUGGAACACGCGUACAGCGUGUUUUUGCUGCAACAUGUAACACUUAAUACAGGCGCGUAGCCAGGGUAUGUUUGCCCAUUGCAAAAUAGCAUUUGUCGUCCCUGUGAUCCAUUUAAAAUCUCCUUCCCGUUGCAAUCUGCCACUCUGCACCCCUCCUGGCUACGCCACUGACGUAACAUGUUCCACUGAAACCGUUCAUAUUCCAUAGAGCAUUCCAAGUGUUCCGUAGCGUUUUGGGCGUAAAGUGUUUUUUCUCUUCUGCGAACAUACGUAUUUCCACCUUUAAACACUCAGGUCAAAUUUCAUAGUAAACAAGUUGAGUCUUUGGAAGAUCUCAAGUUCUUGCUUUCUCAAUGCUGCUGAUAAUAAUAGGGCUAAACUUGGACUUUUUGAUGGAUGAAACUCAAGACAUGAUUUUGUGAUGUUUCGCCACAGCUUCAAGUUAUUUAUUGCCAACUUAUUCGUCUGAUAUUGAAUUGGUUUGGGCAAGCUGGCAUUAGGAACAUGGGGCUAACAGGCCCGAAGCAACAUAUCAACCACACAAUCCGUGGACACUCAGUCUCAAGCUCUUGCUUUCCCGGUGCUUCUAAUCACAAACCUAUGGGAAUGUCUCCCUAGGCUACAAUUUUCCGUAAUAAUAAUUUAUUAUGGAAGAUAUGUUUCUCCGAAUGGUGUAUACACAUGGAAAUCGCCUGAUAUAGAAAUUGUUAUGGCAGACACAGAACUUUGGUCAAUGCAAACGGAUCGUCCCUUUUCCAACCUCUUUGAAAAGCUUUUUGAAAAACUUUUUGAAAGUUAGGACAAACUUCUAAGCGUGAACAAUGUAUUACCCUGAAUAUAGAUGUACAAUGUAUAAACUAAUAUGUUUAGAAUGUAUACAUAAAUUAUAAUGUAAAACAGGUGCCGUUCUAAAAUACCUUUAAAAGAAAAUUGGCUUCACAUGAGUAGAGAAAAAUCUGAAAAUUGAAAGAGUUUUCAUAUAAAACUUCUUUUUUUUACGUUUAGGGGAUAAUUGAAAAGCUAUGCACGUUUCUGGAAAAUUUAGGUAAUUUUUUUUAUUUUUUGUUUAAUUCUUUGUGACAAUUUUCGGAACAUUUCAGAGGAAAUGGAGACAUUUUUCAAAUUUUGCAGUGCCGACCUCCCCCACCUGUUGACACAACACUAAUUUUCCCCUAGAUAAGUAUUUCUCUUUUGAAAUUUUAAGAUGAUGAAUUUGGCAUCGACAUGAACUGUGAUUUUUAUGACAGGUCUAAGAUUUUUUUUUUUUUGGGGGGGGGGGGGUU